Molecule: messenger RNA, 2315 nt
Organism: Nerophis ophidion (straightnose pipefish)
Lineage: Eukaryota; Metazoa; Chordata; Actinopteri; Syngnathiformes; Syngnathidae
Gene: tfam
Product: transcription factor A, mitochondrial
Exons: 7
Coding region: 182-1042 (286 amino acids)
Molecular function (GO): transcription cis-regulatory region binding
Source: RefSeq, a predicted model, not a curated record
GUGAUUACCCACAAUCCACCGCUGGUGGAGGUAGAGGGCGCCUUUUGCUAAAGCUGCGGCUGCGUGUCUGGCAAGACUGAAUGAUUCCUCAUCCAUGAAAACACUCACGCCGUAAUAUUGGUGGACCAAAUUUGUUUUGUUUGAUCUUCCUCACUUCAGUUUACGGCAAAGCAACGCCGGGAUGGCUCCAUUUAGCUUCAUGACAGCGAGUGUUAGCCUGUUGGCGAAGUCCUUCAAUGUCUUCUCCUGCACAAGCACUUCUUUGGCAAGAGUUGUCCAGGCUGCUUACAGCAACCCAGUAAAAUGUCUGUGUACCCAUGCCUAUGGACCUCCAAAGAGGCCUCUCAAUGGAUACAUGAGAUAUACUUUGCAGCAGAAGCCACGCAUGAUGAUGCAAAACCCAGAAUUAAAACCAACAACUAUCAUCAGUAAGAUUGCCCAGGAGUGGAAAACGAUGAGCCAAGAACAGAAACAGCCAUUUGAAGAUGCCUUUCUGCGUGAAAAGGAACAAUUCAAUAUUGAUUUGAAGGACUAUAAGGCCCAGUUAUCCCCAGAAGAGAUCGAACAAGAAGUCAAUGAGAAGAGGCAGAGGACUGCCAAGAGGAAGGCCAUUCGCAUGAAGCGGAUGUUAACCAGGCUGGGGAAGCCCAAACGCCCCCGCUCACAAUUCAACAUCUUCAUGUCUGAACAUUAUAAGGAAGCCAGAGGAACCACCUUACAGGCAAAGAUGAAGUCUCUGUUGGAGGACUGGAGGAAUCUUUCUAACAAUCAGAAACAGAUAUUCGUAGAGUUGGCCAUGGACGACAAAAUCCGUUACAACAAAGAGAUGGCGUCAUGGGAGGAUCACAUGUUGGAAAUCAGACGAGAAGACCUGAUCAGAAACAAGACUUUGUUGGCCAAAAGAAAAGCUUCGGAAACGGCACAGACCAAGACGGUAAAAAAUGUGGCCGGAAAAAGUCCCACUGCCAGAGCGGUGACGACGAGAAGCACGAAGAAGACGAAGGCAAAAAGCAAGGCUUCAAAACCUAAAUCAAAGACUUGAGGUUUGUUUAUCAGUGGUUGGAGGUGUUGUACACUACUAUUGUUCUGAUGGUAAAGAUUUUCUCUUGAUGGUCUUUGUUUAUUCUCUGACUUCUAACGUAACCAGCGUUGUCAGACAAAGCCAAUUCAACACCUGUUUUGUAUUGUUUUCAAUAGAAAUUAAAAGCAAGACGCACCCAAAUUGUCACUGUCCAGGGUCUAUAAAACAAUCAAACAAUCCAGAUUACCCCCUGAAUGUAAUCACUAGUUCCUUAUCCCAUUUUGGACAUUUCCCGAAAUUAAUGCCUCAUGUCAGUCAUCCACUGUUUUAGUAUGUGUGAAUGGAGGCGGGCUGCUAGAAUACACACACACAAGCUCAUAACAUAAUCAUUAGGUUAACGCAGCAGAGAUGAUCUGGAUCAGCCCCAAAAUGUAACAGCUUAUUCAUCUCAUUUUGGACAUUAGAUGAAAACCCGCCAUAACUUUUUGAGUUAUUUUGCUGACUGACAAACAAACCAACGGCGAAAAUUACAUAACCUCCUGGGGGAGAUAACAAUUACCUCACCCCAGUAGUUGCUGAGGCGUUUGCAGUCUUUGCGGAGGUACGAUGUUUGCAAUUAGUGGAUCUGAUUAGAUUAGGCUUGUGUAUCCCAAUGUCUCCCGUGAAAAUCAUUGCAAUGAGAAUAAAAACAAUAUCUUAUUGGCUAAGACUACACUACUCACAUCACAGUGUUAUGUUAUCCAAUAAAAUAUUUUCUUUUUCAUCACAAUGCAUUACUUUUAUGGUGAUUUUGAGCUGGACUUUGACAUUUACCCUUACAGGACAUUUAAAUAAAUGACAGAAAAUUAUAUUUUUAGAGCCCACUAUUGUCAUAAAAAUGUAUAUAACAUUUAAAAAGAGAAAUAAGAAAUAAUUAGUGAGUAGUGACAAAGUUAUUUACCAACACAUUGUAUUUUUUUCGGCCCUUCACAGGACUUGUUAGUCUGCAGCUGGUUUGCAACUUCACAGUAGGAGUUUGUCUUCUCGCAUUGUAAGAUGUCAGUGAAACACGAGUGUUCCCAAAUCCCCAGUUUUACACGCGUUACUUUCCCUGGUCUCUUUCCAUCCAAAUGAUCCAAAAGAAGAUUACUUUUCACAUCUAGCAACGUCGUUACCUAACCCUUUUACUGUCUCAACUUAUUGUUUGUUGUUUUUAGUCUUUGUGUAUGAUUUCAAGUCACUGUUGACAGUAGUACAUUACCUUGGUGACUUUUUCUUUUGUAAUGUGUGUUGGAAUAAACACAGUAACAUCUGA